AUGGCAGGUAAUCGCGUCGCGCCGCUACCGUGGCGGCUGACGAUAAUUUUCGGCGCACGCUUCGCUCUCCAGCAACCUUGCGCCUGGCAUUCUGCUGUUGCCCCCUCCGCCUCCCACCUCCCGCCUGCCGUUGCAUCUCAUUCCUCUUUCAUCUCAUCCCUUCCUUCGGACCCACUUCCCCACGCCUUACGCUCUCUCUUCCCUUUUUUCCGUGUCAACCCCUCCCUGCGCUCUCCAAUCCUUUUUGUCUCUCUCCCUCCCCCCUUCCAUUCCUCCCCGCGCCCCACCCCCACCCCCCUUCUCCCUUCUUUCCCCUCCCCCUCACCACUCCCCCGCUCCCCCCGGCAGUACAUCAGCGGCGCCAUUCUGUUCGACGAGACGCUGUACCAGUCGACGGCGGGCGGGGAGCAGUUCGUGGACGUGCUGCGCGCGCAGGGCAUCGUGCCGGGCAUCAAGGUGGACACGGGCCUGCAGCCCAUCGACGGCACCGACGGCGAGACCGCCACGCAGGGGCUGGACGGCCUUGCCGACCGCUGCAAGAGGUACUACCAGCAGGGAGCGCGGUUCGCCAAGUGGCGCGCGGUGAUCAAGGUGGACGACGCCAAGCACCCCACCUCGUGCGCCGUCGUCGAGAACGUCCACGGGCUCGCCAGAUACGCGCAGAUCGCCCAGGCGAACGGGCUGGUGCCCAUCGUGGAGCCUGAGGUGACUCUGGGCGACGGCGACUACAGCAUUGAGCGUACGGCCUAUGUGUCGGAGAUGGUCUACUCGCAUGUGUUCCGCAUGCUCAACGAGUACAACAUCAUCCUGGAGGGCAUUCUGCUCAAGCCCAACAUGAUCCUCCCAGGCCUUGACGCCCCGAACGCGUCUCCAGAGGAUGUGGCGCGCUAUUCGGUGCGCACCAUGCGCCGUUGCGUGCCUGCCGCUGUGCCCGGCGUGCACUUCCUGUCGGGGGGCAUGAGUGAGGAGGAGGCCACGAACAACCUCAACGCCCUGCAGGCUUAUGGCCCCCACCCCUGGUCGCUCACCUUCUCGUACGGCCGGGCUCUCCAGGCUUCCACCCUCAAGAUCUGGUCCGGCAAGCCGGAGAACAAGGCAGCGGCUCAGGAGAGGUUGGUGGCGCUGGCAAAGGCCAACUCAGAGGCUCAGCUUGGGAAGUACAAGGGCCCGCACCCAUCCCCCGGGGGGGGGCGCAUUCUCCAGGCCCUGCGCCUUGGCGGCGGUGCUGGAAAGUAA
Closterium sp. Naga37s-1 is the source of this 1236-nucleotide messenger RNA. Lineage: Eukaryota; Viridiplantae; Streptophyta; Zygnematophyceae; Desmidiales; Closteriaceae. The record is from the annotation of a GenBank genome assembly.